AUACUUCCAAACGUCACUGGAAUCACUUUCAUUUGUGCAGUGUGGCAGCCUACUUGUUUCAUUCUUGUGAAUUCGUUAUUUACUUGUCGCCAAAAAAACCUUGUGUUGUUUUCUUCUCAAAAAAGGGCUACCAUAAUUGCGGUUAAUUGUUCAUCCAUUUGCAUAAUCACAUUACACCAAUAAGAACCUGGCGGUGACUAAAAUAAGGAUGCUGGAAAAACCUUCAAAGUCCAGUACCGAAACACCAACAGGAUCUUUGUUGCUGGCCAACAGCCUCCGAUCGAUUUUUUCCAGUUAUAAACCAGUCGGUGAUAGAGUCAAUGACAACUCUACACCAUUUGAACCCGUCAAGAUCAUAGAUAAACAAUCAUUGGACUACAUUGCCCGGUCAGGAAUUGCCGGCGGGAUUGCUGGGAGUGCUGCCAAGACGCUUGUAGCGCCGUUGGACAGAGUGAAGAUCUUGUUUCAAACAUCCAAUCCAGAGUUUAUCAAGUACCGAGGCUCCACCGCAGGGCUUUGGAGAGCCGGAAAGGUUAUUUUACAGAACGACGGGCCUGCUGGCUUGUACCAGGGGCACUCAGUAACGUUACUUCGAAUUUUCCCCUACGCGGCUAUCAAGUUCGUUGCAUACGAACAAAUCCGAACACUUUUGAUUCCCAACGACGAUAUGGAAACCGCUGCUCGUCGGUUCAUGGCUGGAUCAUUGUCAGGGCUCUCCUCGGUAUUCCUCACGUACCCGUUGGACUUGAUACGAGUGCGAAUGGCAUUUGAAACCAAAAACUUGACCCACCACACCCAUCAACACAAACAAUAUAUAAGCCACCGUCGUGGCCAGUUGUACUCAACUGUCAGGACAAUCUUCCACGAAAACCCUCCACAUUCAGGCACCGAUCCAUUAUGGGUGCGUUUCUUUCGGGAGAAACUCCCAAAGUCUGUGCUGGCCAUCUCCAACUUUUAUCGGGGGUUUGCACCCACGAUCUUGGGGAUGGUUCCCUACGCCGGGGUGUCGUUCUACACCCACGACUUGUUCCACGACUUAUUCAGAUCAAAGCACUUGUACCACUACUUGGUACAGGGCCAGGACCAUGGCUCAAGUCUGUCGGUUCUGAUACAAUCAGCCCAUCACCAGGUCAACUCUCGAGACUCAAGGGCUCCCCUUCGGGCUUACGCCCAGUUGAUAGCCGGAGGCCUCGCGGGAAUGUGUUCUCAGACAGCGGCGUACCCGUUCGAAGUGGUACGGAGGAGAAUGCAGGUCGGAGGGGCUGUGGGCCAAGGUCAAUUUUUGUCACUAAAGCAAACUGCUUCCAUCAUCUUCAAAGAAAUGGGAUUUCGUGGAUUCUUUGUAGGAUUGAGCAUCGGUUACAUCAAGGUGGUACCAAUGCUGUCCUGCUCAUUCUACGUGUACGAGAGAAGCAAGAUGAUGUUGGGAAUAUGAUGAAAACGGGGAGCUGAUUUGGCUGUAUCUUAUUUAUUUUGCAUACUAUUCAUUGUACUCAUUUACGUUGUACUCGGUUCUUGUAUAGGACACUAUUUAUUGUAUAUUUACGUAUGACAUCCAUAGAAAUGUUAUGACAAUUGGUAGAUUGGUUAUUUACAGGUUAGAAGAAGAAGUUGAACCAUUUUUUCUUCUGGGUGGGACGGGUGCCAAACUUGCUGCUCGACGCAGUAAAGUCUUUGAUGUGGUCCUUGGCGAUAUUGGCAGACGUCUUGAUGCUCUGAGAGCCGAGUUUGAAUCCCCAUCCUCUCAACAACUUGACGACAGGAGGAGUGAUGGCAGCGGUGAGAGGAAGACGGAUAAAGAUAAACGACUUGUGGAUGGUGUAAGCUAUGGCAAAUUCAGCCCACGAGAACUGAGACAACACAUAGCUGAGCGUUGACUGCGAUUCUUCUCCAAUAGGGUUCUCCAAGUCCUCCUGCGACUGCUGGAGCUGGUCUAUUUCCUGCUGUCUUUUCAAGUCGUCAUCACUGAUGCCGAAUCCAAACGUUUGUUUUAUCUUAUUCUCAUAGUACUCUAUCUCUUCCUUACCAGCAGAGUGGACCAAGAGAUAGCACAAUGGCAAGUCGAUGGCACUCAAGCCAAGGUAGAUUCCAAGAGCUGAAAACCCGUACUCUUUCAUCAACGCUUUGAUGCCAGUUGGUUUUUUGGGACCAGACGGAGGAGGUGGGGGAGGGGCCUUUAUGGUGGAUUGAAACCGCUUGAAAAGCUGACUUUUCACCGGGUAUCGACUAAGUAACUUGACGGGCUGGAACAUGGUGAACCGUAACAUUGGUCUGGAGAACAGCUGUUUCCACAUGGUGUUCAUGGACAUAAUGAUGAU
Yamadazyma tenuis ATCC 10573 is the source of this 2318-nucleotide messenger RNA. The record is from RefSeq and is a predicted model, not a curated record. NCBI's taxonomy places the organism in Eukaryota, Fungi, Ascomycota, Pichiomycetes, Serinales, Debaryomycetaceae.